Molecule: messenger RNA, 1991 nt
Organism: Cynara cardunculus var. scolymus (artichoke)
Lineage: Eukaryota; Viridiplantae; Streptophyta; Magnoliopsida; Asterales; Asteraceae
Product: probable inactive receptor kinase At2g26730
Exons: 2
Coding region: 1-1962 (653 amino acids)
Biological process (GO): protein phosphorylation
Molecular function (GO): ATP binding; protein kinase activity; protein binding
Source: RefSeq, a predicted model, not a curated record
AUGAAGCCGAUUCCUAUCUGGGUAUUCUUGAUUUUGUUGUUUUUCCUCUUUCAAUCAACGAAAUCUGCUGAGUUGGAUGCUAUCGAUGCGUUGGUCAGUUUCUUUGAAGAUCUUUCUGGGUAUUUCUCGAUAUCGAGUCCUGUUUCGGGUUGGAUCCGGACUUCUGAUCCUUGCAAGAAUAACUGGACCGGUAUUGUGUGCUAUGAUCAAACACCAUCCAUUAAGUCAAUCACCUUUGAAAGUUUCAAUCUUUCGGGAACUUUUAAACCGAAUACAAUCUGCAGUAUUGCAUCCCUUGCGAGUUCUAUUGUUGUUAUUAGCCUCAAUAACAACAAUCUCCGUGGGGAGAAUCUUGAAGCGAUUUCUAAUUGCAAAAAGCUCACCCAUUUGUACAUAAGUCGAAACCAAAUUUCGGGCAUUCUUCCUGAUUCACUUUCCCAUUUGAACAAUCUCAAGAAACUCGAUAUAUCAAACAACGCGUUCUCUGGGACGUUAUCUAGUUUGCCCAGAAUAUCGGGCUUAAUAGAAUUCAUUGCUCAAAACAAUCAGCUUUCCGGGUCAAUUCCGGAAUUUGACUUUUCUAAUUUGGCCACCUUCAAUGUCUCCAACAAUAAUCUUUCUGGUCCUAUUCCACCCGGGGGCGACCUUUUUAACGCCACUAGCUAUCUCGGAAAUCCUCAAUUAUGUGGCGAUCCGUUGCCAAACCUGUGUGAAACCCAACGAGCCACACCCCCAAGCGCAGCUCAAAACUCCAGUGAUCCGAAAAAGAGUGGGCCCAGUUCAGUUGAAAUCCUCAUGUAUUCGGGUUAUGUUCUUGUGGGUUUAGGCUUGUUUUUUGUUAUUAUGAUCAAAUUAUGUAAAAGAAAGGGAACGAAAAAGGAAGAAUUAGUUGAAGAAGGCGAUUAUCCUCGUUCAAAAGAAGAAGAAGAAGAUGCUUCGAAAACGCUUACUUUUGCUUCCAACGAGUUUAGAAGUAUCGCCAUGAGUAAAUCCGAAGUUUUUGCAGGUAAUUCUGUUGAAAGCGGGCCGGUUUCUUCUUCUUUGAUAGUUCUUACGAGUCCGGAGGUGAACGGGUUGAAAUUCGAAGAACUUUUGAAGGCACCGGCGGAGUUAUUGGGGAGAGGGAAGUAUGGGAGUGUGUAUAAGGUGAAUUGUGAGGAACAGGGAAUGACACUUGCGGUAAAAAGGAUCAAAGAUUGGUCGUUACCCUCGAACGAUUUCAAGUUAAGAAUGAAACGGUUAAAUCACGUGAAGCAUCGGAACGUGUUGCCGGUUGUGGCGUUUUAUUGUUCUAAACAAGAGAAGCUUUUGGUUUACGAGUAUCAACCUAACGGAAGUCUCCUCAAGUUUCUUCACGGAACACCGACGGGUCAAACAUUCGAUUGGAGCAGUAGGCUCGGAGUUGCAUCCACCAUAGCCGAAGCUUUGGCAUUCAUGCACGAUGAGCUUCAUCGUGACAGUAUUCCCCAUGGAAACCUGAAAUCGUCAAACAUUUUGUUCAACAAAAAUAUGGAGCCAUGCAUUAGUGAAUACGGGCUAAUGGCGGUCGACAAUUCGGAUAAUUCACCCGCCAUAGAUAUCGUAAAUAACACCUCCCAAUUGAAUCCCGAUCAAAUUGAAUCGGGCUUCAGACUCGAUAUCCAUGCAUUAGGAGUUAUUCUUCUUGAGCUCCUAACUGGAAAACCGUCCAUGGUUCAAAACAACGGGAUGGAUCUAGCGAAAUGGGUUGUUUCCGUGGUUAAAGAAGAAUGGACCGUUGAAGUGUUCGAUCGAGCCCUGAUUCGAGAAGGCGCGAGUGAGGAACGGAUGGUGAAUUUACUACAAAUAGCCAUAAAAUGUGUUGAUCGGUCUCCGGAAUCCCGGCCGAGCAUCAACCAAAUCGCUCUUAUGAUCAAUAACAUCAAAGAAGAAGAUGAAAGAUCCAUGGAUGUCUCUGAAUCCCCAUUUGAGAUAAGGAACUAAGAAUUGUUUCACAUAUAUUGAAUGCUUUG